This is a messenger RNA of Phasianus colchicus (ring-necked pheasant), 4575 nucleotides long. RefSeq names its product RALBP1 associated Eps domain containing 1 (gene REPS1). The record is from RefSeq and is a predicted model, not a curated record. Gene Ontology annotation, molecular function: protein binding; calcium ion binding. Gene Ontology annotation, cellular component: plasma membrane; cytoplasm. NCBI's taxonomy places the organism in Eukaryota, Metazoa, Chordata, Aves, Galliformes, Phasianidae. Gene Ontology annotation, biological process: endosomal transport; endocytosis.
CUUACCCUCCGCCUCCCCGACGGGCCGGGCCGGGCGCGGGGCUGCCCCGCGCGCUCCCCCUUCCUUCUCGCCGCCGCCGCUGGAUGCGGGGCGGCGGCAGCAGCAGCGCUGCGCGGAACCGGGGCGUAAAAUGGAGGGCCUGACGCUGAGCGAGGCGGAGCAGCGCUACUACUGCGACCUCUUCUCCUACUGCGACACCGAGAGCACCAAGAAAGUGGCGUCCAACGGGCGCGUCUUGGAGCUGUUCCGCGCCGCGCAGCUGCCCAACGACGUGGUGAUGCAGAUUAUGGAGCUCUGUGGUGCAACAAGACUUGGCUAUUUUGGAAGAAGUCAAUUUUAUAUUGCUUUGAAACUCGUUGCUGUGGCCCAGUCAGGUCUCCCUCUAAGAGUGGAAAGCUUAAAUACAGUGAAGGAUCUCCCUCUUCCCAGAUUUGUUGUGUCAAAAAAUGAACAAGAAUCAAGACACACGGCCUUGUAUUCUUCAGAUGCUGAUAACCCAGCUUCUUAUUCGGGUGUGAUUCCUCCUCCACCUGGCAGGGUACAAGUCAAAAAAGGCUCUGUGAGCCAUGAUGCAGUUCAGCAACGUACAUCAAGUGAUCAACAGGAGUCCACAUCUCCAGUUGUUUCACCACAGCAAUCCCCACCAACCUCUCCACACUCAUGGAGGAAGCACAACCGCCAUCCCAGCGGAGGGAAUAAUGAACGACCUCUUGCUGGACCUGGGCCUUUUUGGGCUCCAUUUAGUGAAGCACAACCAGGCUCAUCUACUUCUAGUGAUCCCAUAUGGUCUGGUCAUUCACCACCACCUCACCAAGAAAAUUGGGUCAGUUUUGCUGAUACCCCACCAACCAGUGCUCUUUUAGCCAUGCAUCCUGCUUCUGUCCAGGACCAGACAACAGUACGAACUGUAGCAUCAGCUACAACAACAAAUGAAAUUCGUAGGCAAUCAAGUAGUUAUGAUGACCCCUGGAAAAUAACUGAUGAACAAAGGCAGUAUUAUGUUAAUCAGUUUAAAACCAUUCAACCUGAUCUAAAUGGAUUUAUACCAGGAUCUGCAGCUAAAGAAUUUUUCACUAAGUCGAAACUACCUAUUCUUGAACUUUCCCACAUUUGGGAACUUUCGGAUUUUGAUAAAGAUGGUGCACUGACGUUGGAUGAGUUCUGUGCUGCCUUUCAUCUGGUAGUUGCUAGGAAGAAUGGAUAUGAUUUGCCAGAAAAGUUACCUGAAAGCUUAAUGCCCAAAUUGAUUGAUUUGGAAGACUCAACAGAAGUUGGGGAACAAACUGGUGAGGUUGGUUACUCUGGCUCUCCAGCAGAAGCACCUCCAAGCAAGUCUCCAUCAAUGCCAUCCCUAAACCAGACCUGGCCAGAAUUGAAUCAGAGCAGUGAGCAGUGGGAGACAUUUAGCGAACGCUCUUCAAGCUCACAAACUCUGACCCAAUUUGAUUCUAACAUUGCACCAGCUGAUCCUGAUACUGCAAUUGUGCACCCAGUUCCUAUAAGGAUGACUCCAAGCAAAAUCCACAUGCAGGAAAUGGAGCUUAAAAGAACUGGAAGUGAUCAUACUAACCCUACUAGCCCAUUACUUGUGAAACCACCUGAUCUCCCAGAAGAAAACAAAAUGAGUUCAUCUGUAAAAUACACAUCUGGAAAUACAGUUACAGAUGGUUACAGCAGUUCAGACUCCUAUACUUCAGAUCCAGAGCAAAUUGGAAGUGCUGUAACGCGGCAACGAUCACAUUCAGGAACAUCUCCAGAUAACACAGCACCACCACCACCCCCGCCAAGACCUCACCCUUCUCACUCUCGGUCGUCAUCUUUAGAUAUGAACAGAUCCUUUUCAGUUACCCCAGGACAGCAACAGGCUGGAGUUGUUGCCUAUCCCCCUGCAGUGCCUCCAAGACCACAGCCUUCACAGGGUGCGGGUCCUCAUGUGCAUCGCCCAGUAGAUGCUGAUGGCCUAAUAUCUCAUACCAGUACCUCACCUCAACAAAUACCAGAACAGCCAAAUUUUGCAGACUUCAGUCAGUUUGAGGCAUUUGCUGCAUCAGGUGUAAACAAGGAGGAAGAUGAUGAAAUUGAAACACACUCAGAAGCCUUGCAGGUUGAAAAGCCCUCUGAUUCUGCAAGUUCUCUUAGAGUUGCCAAAGCAGAUGGAAGAGUUGAAGAGAAAGUACCUGCUAAUGUCCCCACUAGCGCGGGUAAAGGCACUACCCCACUUGCUCCACCACCAAAGCCUAUUCGCAGAAGAUUAAAAUCAGAAGAUGAGUUGAGACCUGAAGCUGAGGAACAUACACAGAAAACAGGUGUCAUAGCUGCUGUUCUUGCUUCACAGCCAUCUAUUCCUAGAUCGAUAGGAAAGGACAAGAAGGCAAUUCAGGCAUCAAUCAGACGCAACAAGGAAACCAACACUGUUUUGGCCAGAUUGAAUAGCGAACUACAGCAGCAACUAAAGGAUGUUCUUGAAGAGAGAAUCUCCCUGGAAGUCCAACUGGAACAACUUCGACCUUUCUCUCACCUCUAAGCCUACUGCCGUUAACUGUGAACUUACUAACUUUGAAAGGGGUAUUGGUUUCAAAGCCUAUUUAAAAAUCCAUGCGUCUAGCUCGGUGCACUCUAUUCUACAUUAAAUGUUGUAGUUCUGUUUUGUCAAUUUGUCCACUUUUGUAUUUAAGUAUUUUAAUUUCAGUACAGGAAAAAAAAAAACCUUUUUCCUUCAAUGUGACACUGCCUCUCGCAUCGUUUUCUGUGGACAUCCGUGACCUUUGUUGGACUUGAGUUUGCAGAGUUUGUCGCCAAAAUUUCCAACUGGAACUUUUUAGUGGUUUCCUUUCUUUCCUGUUGAAACAUCUUGCAGAGGAGGAUUGCUGAUCAGUUGACUUGAAACAACAUGCAAAUUCUUCCUUUGCUGUGGCAUUUAUUUUAGUGUGCCAGAAAAGAGAAAAAAAUCUGUCGUCAGCCAAUAUUACCUCCCAAACUGCCUUCCACAAUUUGAAAGAUGUUCACAAUUCUAGAAAGCCUGCUUCUUUGCAAUAAGCCAGUUUAAACAGGUUGUCAGAGUUCUUGCAGGCUGUUCUCAGUAUCAACUGGAUUUGGUUUCAUAUUUCUGUUGCAUACAUUAUAGAGUACCUAAACACAGUUUGCCAGGUGUUCACAUUUUAUCCGUUCAUGACCCUGAUUCAGCUGCAUGCAUAUGAAGACUUAUGGUACAAUUGGUGGUCCCUCAAACAAACCCUUUUCAGACCUUUUUGUGAAGGAGGUGGGUGUAAAUCCCCGACAUAAUAAUUACACAUUUCCUAAGCACCACCUGUAAUUGCAUGUUUCACACAUUACCUUUUAAUAACAGAUCACAUCCACCAGUCUUCACUAUAACAAAAUGUAUUGUCAAGUAAUGUGUCAAUUCCCAGCAAAAAAAAAAAAAAACAACAACAACUUUUUUAAGAACGGUUUGCUUCUUAGGAAUUCUGGGAUACCGGCCUUAUUUCUCUGGCAUAUAGACAGGCUUCACUAUUAACUGAGUUCUCUGAGUGUAUCCUGCUAUUCAGGUUGAUGUACUGUAUUAGGAUUUGUUGUAUAUUGUAUGAUACACACCUUUUGAUCUCAUAUGUAAAUUUGCAUUAAUUGCUGACUAACAGCAGAUAUUCUAUUUAAUGGCUUCUUCUGGCUGUGGGAUCAUAGAUGUUUAACUGCAUGGAUGUAUCUCUGCAGAAUCAGAACUAGCAAUUGUGUGAUUUUUACACCAAUAAAACAGCACAAUAUUUUAAUUUUGUUGAUUCAUCUUUACAUGGGAAUUGGAACUCGUUCAAAUGGGGUGGGGCUUUGCAGGGAUUUUUUGUAGUUUUGUGGCAUGUACGACAAAAUAGUUGCAUAAUCUUUUGACCAUUUUCUUUCCCUGUGUAUCUCUAGCUGUUGGUCAGAAGCAAUUGACUUCUCUUGGUAAUCUGUGGCUAUAUUCCUUUUGUAUCCUCUCAUAAGCAAAUUAAAUGUAGCUGUAACUUUUAAAAAGUAAAUGCUGGUACUGACUUGGGUCAAAGAAUUGUAUACUUCCCUAGUCUUUAUUUUUCUAGUUUGAUUUCCUUGAGAGUACUUUUGAAAAUUAAAACUGAAUGAAUUACAUGUUAGAAGUCUUUAUCUUCACUGUCUCACUCUUAUGCUUAAAUGAAAUUCUCUAACAUUUGUUUCUGUUGUGAAAGGAUAGCUCAAGUCAGAUUUUUUUUUUUUUUGCUGGAUAUGCAGUUUGUUCCCGUGAAAAUGAGCUAUUUUCCUUUUUUGUUAUCAUCUGCAGACUGAUUAAUUCUUUAUUACUAAAAUUAUUCCAACACUUCAGACAGUGUUACAGGUGGCUUAAUGUCAUCCAAUGUGAGAUUCCCUGGUAUGAAAACCAAGAGUAUCAUAGUUGCAUGUAAAGAAGAUAUUUUCUACUUCUAUGUAAAUGGAUUAAGAAACAGUACCUAAAUGGGUGUGAAGAUUACGUUUUAGCUGCAUCUUGUAAGCUAAUAGAUUAAGUGCAAACCUUUGAUUGCAAGAAAAAGCAACAACAACAAAAAAAAACCCAAACAACAUUAAAAAAAAAAA